AUGGGUCAAAUUGAAUGGGCCAUGUGGGCAAACGAACAGGCUCUAGCCACCGGUCUGAUUCUGCUGACAGGAGGUAUAGUGGGAGUUGCUGGCCAAUUUAAGGACUGGCAGUUUGCAGCUUAUGGAAUUGCUGCUGGCGUGUUCAUCUGUCUGUUGGAAUACCCGAGAGGGAAGAGGAAAAACAAAGGCACCAGCAUUGAGAGAAUGGGUCAGAGGUACCUGACUAUUUGUGUCAAAGCAUUUGGUCCACUGACACGGAACUACUUUGUCCGAGCAGGCCUGCAUGCUGUUCUUUCCAUUCCAGGAGGGUUUAUGCUUCCCACAGUCCUUGGCUGUGUGUGUGUUGCGAUUGCCAGCCUCAUCUACCUGCUGGCUGCAAUCCGCGGAGAGCAGUGGGAACCCAUCAUGCCUCAAGUAGAGAGCAAGCAACGCCCUGGAGAAAGCAUGAAGGAACCCCCCUCGAACCCACCCCCGCGCCUCCCCGCAGAGCUCCGGAGGAAACGGCAAGAGGAUGCUGCGUAUGUCAACCCCAUUCCCAUCUCUGUCAACUCUGUUUAAGAGCACCUCCGAGGGGACAGUGUGACCAAGGGUGUGCACAAUCGAACAAUCGCUGCAGGCUCUAAUAGACUGCAUUGCAGAGGUCCUAGUUUACAGGACCAAAAAAUAACAUAUGCUCUGGAAAUAUCUCUUGAAAAUGCUAUGAACCCUGGUACUGUUUAGAUUUUACCACUGGAAGGACACUAAAUGUUUACCUUCAUACCCCCAAUGUUGCUUUGCUUUGUGUUUUGCAUUAAAAAAAAAUAAUUUAGGUAGUUUGGCAUUCUAGCAAGUAUUGGUUAUGUUACAUUAAAAUCAUGAUACCAAAUAUUUCCCAGUAGGGUCUUUUUGAAGCAGUUUGUAUAUAUAAUAAUAUUGAUGGAUCAUUAUUAAUAGAUGUUCUUGUUAAAAGGCAGAAGUUGAAUCAGAUUUGUUUGUAUUCUUACCAACAAUAUAUCCCAUUUGUACGUCAUUUAAGGAAAAUGAGUAAGACUACAUUUUGUUUGGGGGAUAAUCCACUGCUGGAUUUUCUGAGAUAUUUUACAGCACACGGCAAUCCUCUUGAUUUCAUGGUGGAUGCAACAAACCCAGCUUUGUCCUAUCCUGCCAGGGAAUAGGGUAAUCAAAUCAACCCCUUAGUGGGUUAUAGUUUCUGUAGUCAUAUUUUAAAGCAUUUGGUGAUCCCUACUAGUGCACAUUUUAUUUAUUAACAAAAUUGCAAUUGUUUUGCUACAGUGUACAUAGUAUAAAGGAACAACAUCUAACAUAGACGUUAAAGUGUUUUAAAAGUCAAGGGUUAUUUACUAAUUCUUUAUUACUAGUACUGAUGCUACACUAGUAAUGUUGUAUGGUAGUAUCAUCUCUACUGUGUGGACAUGGGCAGGCUCAGACGUGAAAUGGAGUCUUCUGUGGAAAUAACUAAAAUAGAAUGUUAUUUGAAACUUCUGUGAUGGUGCUUUUGAGUUUCAAAUGCACUACUUUUUUUAAUCGCAAGUUUCUGCGCUCUCAUGUGUUGCAUUUAAACACAGGGAAGUCCCCUUACUGUUACAUUUUAUUAAGUCUGUUUCCUGUUAAAACAGCAAAAUAGCCAGUGUACCAAAUAAUUUGCCUGUUUUGUGUGCACCAUGGCCUUAAGUACAGCAGAUUCAAAUCUAACAAUACAUUUGAUCUGAAAUGGUACCCAAUAACCUGGGUAACUCCAGGUUCCCAUGUAUGUAAACCUGUCAUCUAUCACCUUUUCCUACCUGGUUAUCAAAUAUGUUUUAACAGCCUCAUCUGCUGCUAUUUGCAUGUUGGUAUUUUACUACACAUUUUUAAAGUUCACAUUGUUUUUGCUACACAAUUUACAAAUGCAAGUAAAAAACAGUUUUGAGGAGGAGGCAGUGGUUAGUAUAUUAAUUUUAUGUAUUAGUUCUUUUGUGUUUUUGUUUCUGAAUUGUUGAGCAGGUCUUUAGUUGCUCCAAUUGCUGUACUUGAUAGUUAGACUCACAUUUUUUACUUAAAAAAAAAAAAAAAAAAAAAAAACUUCCAUGGGGUUUACAUCCUUCAUUCAAGUCAACCAAGAUCUAUUUGCUGUAUAACUGCUCCCAUUCUCUCCAACAAGCUUACUAUGGAGUUGAUUUGAUAACCCUAUACACUGUUGGGAUAAGCCACAGCUGUAUUUUGUUGUACAGUACUGAAGAAUUCACCUGGAAUCUGGAUUAAGAGGUAAUCCUGGGAUAACCCACGGGCAGGUUGAUACAAUCCAGGGUGAUAAGAGUCAGAGUUCCAGAUGUUCUUUCCAUGUCGGCUUGUUCUGUAGUACAGUCCUUGCAGUAUUGCAGAUUGCCUUAGUAUAUGGUUGGAGUAUUAAAAUAAUUCUCUUUGCACACUCUUAGUCACUUUGUUGUGUGAGAUGUUUAGCUUGAUCAAGGAGGGUACAUUAAUGUAGGGGAAAAAAGCCAAAUGAAGGAGACAGCCGGGGCAGAAAACACAUUUUCAGAAUCCUUUGCAAAUGAGUUUCUCUGCAUGUUUUUGAGAAAAAACAAUACGCUUUUAAGACUUAAGUCUUAUUUCAAGACCACGUUUUUGUUGGCAUUUAUAGCCGGUGCUUUACGUAAACCAGAUGUUCAUUUUCACAUUGUCUUAAUUGUCUUAAAUUAAUGUAUUGUAUCAAUAAAUGCAAGGUGUAUCAAACAUCAUAGUAUGGGUAAGGGUGAUGCCAGUAACACAUAGAUCAAUUACAAGUGAUUUAUACUUUUCAUUAUGUUUAAGAUGUAUUCUAAUAAAUCAUUUAUACUGGAAAGCUGAUGAGAUUGUGUGUGUCUGUACAGGCAGCCCCCUGCC
Acipenser ruthenus (sterlet) is the source of this 2862-nucleotide messenger RNA. Its product is annotated as cytochrome b-245 light chain-like. The record is from RefSeq and is a predicted model, not a curated record. Bases 1 to 558 code for a protein of 185 amino acids. Gene Ontology annotation, biological process: superoxide anion generation. Gene Ontology annotation, molecular function: heme binding. Gene Ontology annotation, cellular component: NADPH oxidase complex. The transcript is spliced from 6 exons. NCBI's taxonomy places the organism in Eukaryota, Metazoa, Chordata, Actinopteri, Acipenseriformes, Acipenseridae.